Molecule: messenger RNA, 366 nt
Organism: Aphanomyces invadans
Lineage: Eukaryota; Oomycota; Saprolegniomycetes; Saprolegniales; Verrucalvaceae
Exons: 1
Coding region: 1-366 (121 amino acids)
Source: RefSeq, a predicted model, not a curated record
AUGCGAGCAAACGAGUGGUCAUUUACCGUGCGGAAGGUUCAGUCUGCCUUGAACCACCAACCGGCCAGUCACCUCAAGCUGUACUCCGAAACGCGUCGUGACGUUGCCGAGGAUCUCUUCGAGCAACUUGCCUAUGGAAACUGUGGGUUCCACGUGGAAGCUCUCAAGGAGAUCCGAGACAAUGCUGGCCGCUUCGAGGUUGGUGUGCAGUGGCUGGAUAAGGCUGGGUCAUCCUGGGAGCCGGCAAUUUCCUUGUACGAAGACAUUCCCAUGCUUUUUUUACGAUGGGCUAAAGCCAACGCGAAGAUGGAACUGAUCUCGUCGUUGGUCGCCGACGUGGAGCAAGUGGUGGGGCAUCUUUUCUAG